AGCAGAUACUGUAGUGUUCAGCAGUUAGAGGGAGAAAAGAGAAAGGGAGGGAAGUAGUGAACGACAAUGCAGGGAGGGCAAGAGAGAGAAAGGGGACAGAGAGAAAGGAGGGGCAUUGACAUUCAUUCAGCCUGAAGAAGGAGUGGGAAAGUAAACAGCCCUUUCGGAGGCCCAGGAAGCCACAGGGAGAUGUGUUUCAAAUGCACCGGGUUUCAGAGCAGGAAGUCCAUGUGAGCUUGUCGGGGUUGAAUUGCCUAUCAGGAGGCGCUGAAGCUUUUCCUCUGGAAGACUGAGCAGAGAUAAGAAGGACCUAUGAGCACACCUCCUCAGCAGCCCAGGUGCGUUCCAGAAGAUGAUGAUGAAGAGAAAGAAGGUCAGGGAAAAACACUGAAAGAUGGAGACAAGACACAGAAAGACAGCUCUGUUUCUGCAACAUCAUCUUCUUCAGGGAAAGACAGCGAGCUUCAGGAGGAUGCAGGAAAGAAGACAUGUCCUACAGAUAUGUCAUCCUCUAGAAGCCCAAAUCAGCUCCUUUUUUGCUGGAACUGUUCUAGAGAUGCUGAGGCUCUAGCUGCAGAACCGGUAAAGACCGAAGAGUCCGCAGUCAGCGCAUUAGCUUCUCCUGGAGUCUCUGGUUCGGAUGAUAUUCAGACGGGCAGCCCAGAGGUGAUCUACGAUGACGUGGCAUGUGAGGACAUGUCUCCAGGAGAAGGAGACAUGAUCUAUGAGGAUGUACAGAAAGAGGAAGUCCCUCAGGGGCCCAACAACGGCUGGAGUUCCAGCGAGUUCGAGAGCUAUGAUGAGCAGUCAGACUCUGAGAAAGCAGCCUCCCGGAGCAAGCUCCCUCCUGAUGUACGUCGCCUUCGGGAACGUUGUGCCAAGACCAAGAGGGAGUUAGCCUCAAAACUGGGGGGAAAGUAUCAGAUGCACCAGCUCAUGAGAGCAGCACGCAGUGGGACUAAAGAUGGCCUGGAGAAAACCAAGAUGGCAGUCAUGAGGAAAGUUUCCUUUCUCCAGAAGAAGGACCAGUCAGAUGAAGCUGAAGAUGAUGCCGGCUAUCUGGAUGUGAUGGUUUCUGAAGCCAAGCAUCCUCCUGCACAACUGGGCCCAAUGCCAAAUGGACUCAGCAGUCACCAGAUUGUUCGGCGUCACAUUCUAGGCUCCAUUGUGCAAAGUGAAAGAAGUUACUUGGAGUCUCUCAAAAGAAUCCUUCAAGAGUACCAAAGGCCAUUGAUGGAGGCUGAACCUCGCAUCCUGAGCCUGAGGAAGAUCAGGCCCAUUUUCUUCCGUGUGAGGGAGAUCACUCAGUGCCACUGCAUGUUCCAGAUUGCUUUGGCUUCCCGUGUGGCAGAGUGGGAUGCUAGCGAGAAGAUUGGAGACCUCUUUGUUGCUUCGUUCUCCAAGUCCAUGGUGCUGGAUGUGUACAGUGAUUACGUCAAUAAUUUCACCAACGCCAUGGCCCUCAUCAAGAAAGCCUGCUUAUCCAAACCAGCCUUCUUGGAGUUCCUGAAGAAAAAACAGUCCUCUAGUGUUGACCGGAUCACUCUAUACGGUCUGAUGGUGAAGCCCAUCCAGCGUUUCCCUCAGUUCAUCCUCCUCUUACAGGACAUGCUGAAAAACACUCCUAAAGGACAUGUGGACCGUUUGCCCCUGCAGUUGGCUCUGACCGAGUUGGAAACUCUGGCUGAGAAGCUGAAUGAACAAAAGCGAGUGGCAGAUCAGAUCACAGAGACCCAACAGCUCGCCCGCAGCGUCAGUGACCGCUCACUUAGCAAGGCCCUGAAUUCCGAUCAGAACUCUUUGGUCCUGUGCGAGACACUGAUUGAGACCGUGUUCGGCGAACGUGGCCAGGUUCUCAAAUCCAAAGAGCGCAAAGUCUUCCUUUUCAGCAACAUGCUCGUCUGUGCAAACGUCAACGUAAAGGGUCCCCCAGACAUCAGCAGUCUGGUUCCAGUAGGGCCCAAAUACACCAUGAAGUGGAGUGCCCCCUUAAUGCAAGUCCAAGUAGUCGAGGUCGGCAAGGAUGCCCUCAUUCAGCAGGGAGGUGUCAAAAGGUCAGGCAGCUCUUCAACCCCAGGUAAAGUGAUCCUGGGUCCUCCUCGGCUCUAUCAAGAACUGCAUGAACUGCAGCAUGACCUUUCGGUGGUGGAGCAGGUCACCAAUUUGGUGGGCACUUUACAGGGAACGUACCAGAAUCUGAACUCCACCGUGGCACAAGACUGGUGCCUGGCCCUGCAAAGACUCAUCCGCAUCAAAGAGGACCAAAUACAGAGUGCCAACAAAUGCCGUCUUCGUCUACAAGUCCCUGGCAAGCCAGACAAGUCUGGUCGUCCAGUCAGCUUCAUGGUGGUGUUCAACACUCCGAGUCCACUCAGCAAGAUCUCCUGGGUCAACCGUCUUCAUCUGGCUAAGAUAGCACAGAGGGAAGAGAACACACCCGGCUGGAUCUGUGCAGAAGAUGACGGGAGGACAAAGGCUCCACUCUGGUGUCCGCUGCUCGCCUGUCGUAUGCCUGUCUUCACCUCAAAAGCCCAGGACUGUAAGUUAGAAGCUGCGCUGCACAAUCCAGUCCAGUGUGCUCUGCUUGGUUUCUCUGCAGCCAGCAUGUCGCUUCCUCAGGGAUACCUCUGGGUAGCGAGUGGUGGGGAUUGUACACCGGGUCAUGUGGAGAUUUUCUCCCUGAACCGAACUACUCCACGCUCAGUGAAGAGCUUUCAGGUGCGAGCUCCUGUUCACUGUUUGGAGUUCGUGUCUGAGCCUAGUCAUCCUGAUGACGCCAGGGCUGCUCUUCAGAACACCGCAGCAGCAGCAGGAAACACCGUCUGCGUCGGCCUGGAUGAUGGCAGUAUUCUGGUCUACGGGAGCAUGGAUACAUCAGCUCAGUGUCUUCUGGACGUCCGGAAUACUGUGGGUUCUCCUGUCCUGUGUCUCAAACAUGCUUCUAACUUCCUGUUUGCAGGCCUGCGGGACGGCACGUUGCUCAUCUAUGAGAGAGCGCCUGGAGGUGAAUUGUGGAACCCAGAGUCUUGUCGUAAAGUCUCAGUGGGUCGUGAGCCAGUUCGGACAUUGCUGGCUUUAGACGACUCCAUAUGGGCCAGCUGCGGCAACUCCGUCUCAGUCAUCGACGUCUCCAGCCUGUCCACUCGGAGGUUUGAGGCCCACCAGGAUCCGAUGGUGAGCGUCGCUCACAUGGUACGAGCCGGAGGAGGGGUGUGGAUGGCGUUUUCGGAAGGUUCCUGCAUUCGCUUGUUCCACACGGAAACCCUGGAACACCUACAAGAGAUCAAUAUCUCCACACGCUCCUUAUUCCACAGUUCAAGUCAGAAGAAUGUGAGGGUCACUAGUCUGUUGAUUUGCCAGGGCUUGUUGUGGGUGGGAACAGCCCAGGGCAUCAUCAUCACUCUGCCUGUACCAAAGCUGGAAGGCAUCCCUAAAAUAACAGGUAAAGCGAUGACCUCUUUAAAUGCUCACUGUGGUCCUGUGGACUUUCUGGUGGCAAUCAGCAGCACGUUAUCCCCAGAUCUGCUGAAGCGAGAUUCGGUUGUGGAAGCACCUGACUCGGCCUGUGGAGGGGAGGUGCAAACUGACUCCUCCUCACAGGAGUCCCUGCAGCAGUGUAGCAGCUCAUCAAUUGCAGAAAACAAGGGAAACCGGAGGAGUGUCCUUCUUCAAUACCGCGUUCGUUCCACCAUUGGUUUACCAGGACGCCCGCUGACCGCUCGAUGCGAUGGGUCCUCGGAUUCCUCGCUAGAGUCUUUAGAACACAGUCUCGAGGACGGCUCCAUCUACGAACUCAGCGACGAUCCGGACAUGUGGGUUAGGGGUCGGCCCUGUGAGAAGAACGGUCACAGGAGGGACAGGGUCAUGUCUGCGGCCAUCAUCUCGGGGGGAAAGGGAUUUAAAAGACUUAAGGAGGGUGCGUCAGAGGGUAGGGCGGAAUCGACUGAGUGCUCUCUUAUAGUAUGGCAACUACCGCUCACCAUAUAAAAUGUGAUUCCCAGGUUUUCUUCAGGAUGCAAAGAUUAUGUGAGUUGUACAGAUCUUAGCCAUCCAAGGAAUAAUCUGUUUUAUUUUCUUAUGUGUCCAGGUCUUGGUUUUGGUUUCUAUGGUCUAGAUUCCAUGGUAAAGUGGACUGCAAUCACACUGGUGGGAAAAAAAACAAAACAAAGUGAAAUGAACAGUUUUUUUUAGUUACAGCUGUAAAUAUUUAGUGAUUUUCACCCUUUGAAUGAAGGUAGGCGGGAAUUCUCAAAAGCUUGAUUGUGUGUUCAACGAUCGAUGCAGUAAUAAUGAAGAAACCAUUAGCUAAUGAGAAGACAAAACAGAUCUUCCUUUAUAUGGAUUUCCUGGAAACUCCUCCUGAAAAAUAAGUUGCAUUUUCAGGCCCUAAAUACAGCCAUUACACGAGUAGGGCUUAGGGCUGGGAUUGCAUUUCAGUGUAGCAUGUCUGCAACAUAGUAAUGGAAGUAAAAAGCAAUGCAAGUUAAUUCUUUAAAUAAAUAAAUAAAUAAAAGCAUGGUAUGAUUUGCAGUUGUGAUUGCAUUUCGAAUCAAAUGGAAUCUUCUCCAUUUCUUUUUUUUGUUUAACGUAGUAUAUAAAUCUGUACCUUAAAUUUCGCUGUCCCAUCUACACCACUUGUCUCGCAGCUCUUUUUUUUUAACAGUAUUAAUAGAUAACGGCGCAUGUGAAGAAAGUGUCCGAGAGAAGGGUAAGGCAUUCACCUUCAAAGAAAAACCCGUACAUCAUGAAACGCUUUAAAAUCCCACAUGGAUGUACCAGGCUUUCUGUUCUCCACCAAUGGUUCGCACGAGUAAAUGUGAGUUCAGGUUAAAUCCUAACAUCUACACAUCAUUGCAGUGGCUGUGAGAGUAUUUUCAGACCAUGAUACAUGCUAUAUUUCACUAUGUGCUGCUUGUGUAGCUUCUCCUCUCGAGAGGGAACAUCAUCCCAAACUCAGGCAAGGUCAAGAUGAGGCCUGAAGACACAAGAUGCCUUUUUGAGUACCUUGUCAAAUUAAAAGCAUAAAGUCUUCACAGGUCAAUUCCACUACUCUGGGACCGCAGUACUCGGUGAUGCACUGUGUGUACGCUCGACAUCUCGACAGCUUCUCCUCUCUACAGGGAACCUCAGAUCAUCCUUUUAGUGUCUGUGAAUGCAUUCGGCUUCAGCUUCAUCAUGGGUCAGUGCUGCUCAAAUGCACAAUAUUUCCUUAAGGCGCACAGUCAGGUCAUCCCUGGUGGAUCAUUUUCUUUGGAAUUUGCCAUGCUAGAGCACUACUGAAGGGUCUAUUUUAUUUCACAGCGUUUGAUGAAAUCCUAUCGGCAAAAAGGGCAGCAGGCAAAUUGAAAGGAGUUUCCAUGUCUCUGCUGUAUGGAGGCUUUCAGAGAUUUCUCAGCCCCUCAUUGAUAGGAACAUGAACUCGCUUUACUGUGAGUCCUUACUUCUUGUGACAGGUCAGCAGUAAAAGCAUAAAAAGCCUUAAGUGAAAUUCAAUUUGUGGACUGUACAUUGGAGGAACUGUAAUUAAAAAAAAUCCAUUUCAAUAGACUUUAAGAAAAUCUGCACUUAGCAUGUGGGAGUCAUUUGAAUUCUCUCCUUUUGUUACCCCUUGGAGCAAAUUAGAAAAAAAUGGAGGGAUUUCGGCUUAUUCUAUUUACCCCCACAGACAGUUCUUGGAAGUUUUGAAUCUUACAGCACAGCAUUGUUGUAUUCUCAACUCUGAUUGGUCAGAAAAAGUCGCUUGAUUUGCUAUAACAGCGGUUCUGACUAUAGUGCUGGUUAAAAUUCAAAUCACAGGUUAAUUCAAUUCAAUUUGAUUUGUAUAGCACUUUUAACAAUGGAUAUUGUCUCAAAGGAACUGUAUAGAGCAUUAGAAGUAUAGUACAGAAAGUUCAGGAUUAAUACUAGACUAAAAGUUCAAGAUUGAUAUUAGACUUGCAUUUAAAUUUAUGUGUAUUUAUCCCUAAUGAGCAAGCCUGAGGCGACUGUGGCGAGGAAAAACAUCCCUUAGAUGGAAGAAACCUUGCAAGGAACCAGACUCAAAAGGGAACCUCAUCCUCAUCAUUAUAAAUCAUUAUAGACACUAGAGAGUGUGAUUAUAAAUAAUAAUGUCCUUUCUAGUCAUAUACAGUCAAUUAGAGUUGAGUAACCAGGAGCUCGUGAGCAACUCAUGAAUUAGCUCAACAUCUGAGUUCAUUAUAGAUUCAACACCAACUCCUUUAUGCCGAAGCCUUCAGAUGCUCAAUGAGGGAGAUACAGCAUAUGUAGAAUGUUAUGUUGUGUAUUGAUUAGGGGCUUGUUGUCCUAAAAGUCCUCACGGGGUUGGAAUCUUCUCUUUGAAUGUCUGAAAUCGUUAUGAAGCGGAGCUGGUACAUCUCUGGAUUUACAGCAAGGGCUUGUUUGAAUAUGGUAUAGUUUCUAUAGCAACACAUCAUUAACAAACAAGCGACUUGUAUGGCAGACACUCCAGAUAAUUUACAGCAUUUGGUAGACACCUUUAUCCAGAGCAGCUUACAUUUUAUCUUGCUUUUUUUAUACAAUUGAAGGUUAAGGGCCUUGCUUAGGGGUCCAGCAGUGGCAGCUUGGUGGACCUGGGAUUCAAACUCACAACCUUCUGAGCAGCAGCGCAACAUCGUAACCACUAAGCUACCACAUUCCACAGCAGUAAUUUUAAUAAUAAUAAUAAUAAUAAUAAUAAUAAUAAUAAUAAUAAUAAUAAUAAUAAUAAUAAUAAUAAUAAUAAUAAUAAUAAUAAUGAGACAAAAACAAAAAUGUAUAACAAUUGAUAGGAUUUUUUAUUUAACAUUUAUUAUUUACAAAAGGUGUCUCCAGCACCAGUCCUAAGGUUUCAGCCAUGUACUGAGAAGUUUGUUCUGGUUUCUCAGUAACAUGAUAAGCCAUGUUUUGUAUUUUUUUUUCUGCCAAAAAUGAUAGAUUUUCCAGAAAUUAUUUUGUAAUUUCCUUCAUAUUAAGAAGCAUCAUCAUGAGAUAAUCGUAUAUCAACAUCCGAGAGCCGUUCAAAACGUGUUUGUGUCAGUGGAAAGCCAAGCGAAAUUUUCUUUAGUCAGCGAAAUCUGUUUGGAAAGAGUCAACCCAUGAUACCAACGUUGCCUUCGGCGUGUGUUCGAAAGCUAGGUGAUUUUUUUCGGUCGUUUUUUUUGUUGACACAUUGGUGGCGUGGGUGGUCUGCUCUAUUUUUAGCCCAAGCUUGGUGGCACGACUCCCUGUGAGGGCCACUGACAUGGAAUGCUUGGCUUGGGUCAGUUCUUUGUAAGCAGCAAUACAGUUUACAUACGCUUCGUAUUGGGAAUAUUGGUCAUAUUUUUGGGCGGCUGGAACGGAUUAUCUGCACUAACAUUAUUUCUUAUGAGAAAAUUCAUUUCACAAUACAAAUUUUCACCUUAAGAACACAUUAAAUUCCUAUGCCGAGGUUCCGCUGUAUUCUCCAUGAGCAAGCCUGAGGCAAAGGUGGCAAGGAAAAACUCCCUGAGACGAAAUGAGGAAGAAACAUGGAGAGGAACCAGGCUCAAAAGGGAACUUUAUUCUCAUCUGAGUGACAGCAGGGUGUGAUUAUAAAUCCUUCCCUUCAAUAACUGUAUGGUCAAAAUGUGUAACCCGGAGCUUUUGAGCAACAUAUAAACAUGAGCAUCAGCGUAAUAUCUUACAUAACUUCAUUAUAACUUGAACAUAAAUCUUCCUUCAUGCUGAAACCAUCAAAUAUAUAAAUUCAUGAUAUACAUUACAUUUAAAAUUAAUACCUUGUUAUCUCUCGAGCAGCAGUAAGCUGGAAACCAAUUUUAUUUCGUAGUACAUUAUAUGGCCAUUAAAUUAGAAACAAAUGAAAACUGCUCUGUGUAUAUAAUAUAACCAUCUAAUCUUGCCUUCUCAUGCAAUAACACGUAAAUCAAAUCAUUUCCAAGACAGAUAUACUGCAUCAUUUGGAAUAAAAGAGAGAGCAGGGUGUUUUACUUUCUCCAUUCUUCUCUUCUUUUCUUGCUUGGAUUUAUGAUGUAAGCUUUAGAACGACAUUUCCUCAUGCGGUUUCGCCCUAAGCUCCUUCCACAGUAACUUUCAUUACAGAUGCUACUGAGCCAUGCAAAUAGAACUGUGCAAUAUCUUCAACAGCACUGAGCUGCUCCAGGUCCACUGGAGAGGUGAGAGCCGUGCCAAGCUAACUGCUAAGAUUAAAAAGAAAAUAAUAGUACACUGGAAAAAUUACACUCUUUCAAUAUUUGGGCAGUCAGAUGUGUCAGAUUUGUAAAGGUGUUGUAAUGUAAUGUUGUAGGCAACACUGAAUGCACAGGGGUGUUUCAUGAAGUCCUGGUACUGCUUGUUUGUUUUGUCCCCACUCAUGCAGUGUUUAGAAUGAAUUAUGUGUAUAACUAAUAUCUUACGGAGAAGCAGUAAUUACUUAAAGAUGAUGUAAAGUAUGGUUAACUAUGUACUCGUGUCUGUUAUGUUAAUACGCAACUUGAUUUGUUGAAAUAAAUACAUUUACAAACCUUA
Molecule: messenger RNA, 8505 nt
Organism: Hemibagrus wyckioides
Lineage: Eukaryota; Metazoa; Chordata; Actinopteri; Siluriformes; Bagridae
Gene: arhgef10la
Product: Rho guanine nucleotide exchange factor (GEF) 10-like a
Exons: 27
Coding region: 313-3987 (1224 amino acids)
Biological process (GO): SREBP signaling pathway; actin cytoskeleton organization; positive regulation of stress fiber assembly
Cellular component (GO): cytosol
Molecular function (GO): guanyl-nucleotide exchange factor activity; protein binding
Source: RefSeq, a predicted model, not a curated record